AUGCAAUCAUCAUCUCAGCCAGUUUUAAGACCACCAAACACUGGCCAAUCUUCACCUCAGCUAGUUACAAGCCAACAUAGAAGAUAUAAAUCUCCUGCAAAGAGGAUUAGACCACCCAAAACUGGCCAACCUUCACCUCAGCUAGUUUCAAGCCACGGUAUCAAAUUUAAAUCUCCUGCAAAGAAGGCUAGACCUUGA
Prunus armeniaca (apricot) is the source of this 198-nucleotide messenger RNA. Lineage: Eukaryota; Viridiplantae; Streptophyta; Magnoliopsida; Rosales; Rosaceae. The record is from the annotation of a GenBank genome assembly.